CCGGAGCCGGGUUUAUAGGGGGGAGGCGGAGCCGGGGUUUGAGUGACGGACUGCUCGUGCUCACCCCCCCAACCUCUGGCGCGCGCGCGCACACACACACACACACACACACACACAAAACCCAGCACGCACACAGACACACAAUCCAGGGUGCACACACACAUGCACACUUUAUUUUCACAGGGAGACACGCGAAUACAGAUUUACAACACACACCCGGCUCUGGAGGCACGCAUACAUACACUCAUUUUCACAGAUUCACAACACACACACAGCCCAGGGCAUCCUUACACACAGAGGCACACAAAUACACAGACUCGCAUUCACACAGAGCUAUUCGCUCACACAACUAUUGAGUUUUCUCAGACACGCAGCUGCCCCAGGUAUAACCCUCCACACACCUCCCCCCACAUUAGUUCACCCAGAGUUACACACAACACAGUUCCACACAGACACACACACUGGUAGGCUCACACAUACAGAGAUGUAGUCACACGUACACAUACAGGUACACUGCUAUUCACACAGACACAAAAUUACACAAAUUGUUCCUCACACACCUGUACACAUGCACAAGCAGUUGGCAAACCCACAGAGCUCACACACUAUCCUAUCACACCCUCUCCCUUGCACACACACUGAAACACAGAGACACGCUCACACACACAUGCACACUUUCCCUUGCAUGCACACACUCACUCUUUCCUUUGCAUGCCUACUCAUACACACACCCACUUUCCCUGGCACACUGACACUUAAACACAUACCGACGCUCUCACACAGGUACCUGCUUUCCCUUUUACAUGAACUCUUUCCCUUGGGUGUGUGCACACUGACAAUCUCUUGCACACACCCGCACACAGUCACACACACAGACGCUCAUGCGCACACACACACAAAAUCUCAUGCUCACACACAUGCACACGCAGAGAAUCUCACACCUGCUCACAGAAUCUUGUGUGCACAAACACGCACACAAUCUCUGUCAGGCACAGUUUCACACACCGACUCUCUCUCUCUCUCUCUCUCUCUCACACACACACACACACACACACACACACACACUGAGCUGAAUGGAAACUCCUUUCGCUCUCCGCCUUCGCUCAGGACUCCCUGCUUCCCAUCGGGAACGGUUCCUCCCAGCUCAGCCUGCCCAGGAAGCCAUGUCAUGCCUGGGCCUGCAAGAGUUCUUUUCACACCCUGUGCUCCCCUGGCUGAAGACGGGGUGAAGGCCUGUAAGGAUGUAGCAGGUUGGGCAACUGCCUUUUCCCAGCCAGAAGCCCCAGCGCCUUCAGCUCUGCUGCACAGCCAGGGGCACUCAGCUCCUCAAAGCCUGUCUCCACUCCCUCUCCGGGGGACCUCCCAUGGCAUGUUACCCCUUGUGCUCAACUAUCUGCCCCAGCCUGAAUUUAGCUCAGACACGCGGAUUUCUUUCCACAGACCCGAAGAAGAGCUCUGUGUAGCGCAAAAGCUUGUCUCUUCCACCAACAGAAGUUGAAUAUAAGGACAUAAGAGUGGCUCUACUGGGUCAGACCAAGGGUCCAUCCAGCCCAGUGUCCUGUCUUCCGACAGUGGCCAGUGCCAGG
Molecule: messenger RNA, 1586 nt
Organism: Mauremys mutica (yellowpond turtle)
Lineage: Eukaryota; Metazoa; Chordata; Testudines; Geoemydidae
Exons: 2
Coding region: 569-1498 (309 amino acids)
Source: RefSeq, a predicted model, not a curated record